Messenger RNA from Cherax quadricarinatus, 5642 nucleotides. NCBI's taxonomy places the organism in Eukaryota, Metazoa, Arthropoda, Malacostraca, Decapoda, Parastacidae. The record is from RefSeq and is a predicted model, not a curated record.
CUUCUACCCUAGUGUUGCCUUUAUAUUUCAUCCUUAUGUUUCCAAUACUCGAGUCCAUGCUGCUGUUGUCAAAAAAAAAAAAAAAUGCUAUACACUGGUAGAUAGUGAAACUUACCAGAUGAACUAAUUUUAUGAUGAUUUUCAGGUCUAUGGGCAUUGUGUUGCCUCCUUUACCAGCUUUAACAUACAGUGGGUGCCACCAGAGGAACCGCAGCCUGGAUUCUGUGUUGCAGAAGAUUCCUGAGGUAGAGAGUGGAGAUACACCUCAGCAUCCACCUGUAAAUAAUCCUCCUCUCAAACCCAGUCUUUCCUUCACCUUUUCUGAUGCUCCCAGCUUCAAGUUGAAAGGUGAUUCCUGUCGCACCAGAACCUUGGUGACUACCUCGACUGUUUGCCAUCCCGUGGUGGUCAAACAAGAGAAGGAUCAGUACGACCAGUCCAGCCUGGGUUCAGACGAUUCUGGCAUCUGCAGCUCUGAGGGAGACAAUACAAGAGAACCGAGUGCAGAGCGAGCGCGAAGUGCAGACUGUCUAGAUGUUGCAUGUCUUGGCUCAGAUUGUGAAGUGAAAAGUGUUUACUCAGAAACUUUAGAUAGUGAAACAAACAUGGAAGAGCCGGAGCUAGAUUCAGUGAGUGAAGGGGGAGAUCUUGGAGACCAGACUCUCAUUGAAGAUGCUGGUGAUAUCUCUCCUAGUGACACAACAGUAACCGAGAGUAUGGACUCUCCUCUUGACACUAGUCUUUGUGAUCGCCCUUCUCACUCCCCUCUCAAAGAUCUUGUAAAUCAGUUGCAAGAUGUCACUGAGGUGCAUAAGUGUUCCCCAGAAAUUACUGAACCUAAUGGUGAAAUGAAAAUAAAAUGUUUGAGUACUGAAUUCAGAGAACAAAGUGCAGAAGGUUGUAGAGGUUGUAGUAAUAGUGGUGUAAGUUCUUGUGUGACCAAUACCAAAAGUGAUGUAAUUUGUACUGCAAGUUCUGGCAGUUGUACAGGUGCUGUUCCCAAAAGCAGCAGUAAUUGUGCUGGUGUUGCUGGAAAUAAUAUUAGCAGUGGUUCCUGUGUUAAAGGUAGUAACAGUGGUAGUGGUUCUGCAGGCACAAGCACUAUUACUGUUAGUGCUCCUAUAAAAACCAAAUUGGAUGAAAAGCCAUCAUUACUUUUAAGAUUAUUUGAGAGCAAGAUGUUUGAUAUGUCCAUGGCCUUGUCAUAUUUGUACAAGUGCAAAGAGCCAGGAGUGCAGCAGUAUAUUGGUAACCGCCUCUUCAGCAUGCCUCCCAGCGAGUCUCACUUCUUCCUACCACAGUUGGUCAACAUGUACGUGCAAACCUUUGAGAUUGCCGAAGUGCUUCACCCAUUUUUGGUUCACUUGUGUCGCCAUGACAUCACCUUUGCCCUGCAGUGUGCCUGGCUGCUAGAAGCCUUCUCUGCAGAUACAUCUCACCAGAGAAAGAAGUCACAUGGCACCAAAUUAAAAAACCUCAUUCUCUCAGAUGAGUUAAGGCCUAAGCAAGAUAAUAUGGUAAGUUUAACAUUGGACUCCAAGCUACAAAACUGCCAGCAACGAUCCACCCUCUGCACUAGAAUAAAAGAGCACCCAAGUCCGGGCUCCAAUCCAGGAUCUCCUGUCACUGAGCUACCACCUCCAUUCAUCACCAGAGUUAGUCUGCCAGCCCCGUCCCGCAAGUCACAUCAACGCUCUCGUUCAGAUGCUACCGUGGCACUUCAAGCUCAGUCCAGUUCCUCCCGGGGACACAAGCGCACUCCAUCAUCAGGAAGCCUCAAAAAUUGUCUUGGUGACCUUACUUCAGGUCGAGCCUUUGACAAUGGCUGUUGCUGCUUUGACUCAGAAGAAGCUAGAUGUAACUCACUACGGGGAAAAACCAUAGAGUGUCACUGUGGAGCUCCAAGAUUAUCUCCGGAGUUGGAGUUUGUGCGUGCCCUGAUCUCCGUUGGUAAACGCCUGGGAGCACAGCCUACCAAAGAAGCAAAAACAUCUCGAUUACUUGCCGAACUGUCGGUCCUAAAUUUAAACCUACCUGCACGUGUGUACCUGCCAUUGUGUGCCACAGAAAUGCCCCAUCAUGUAGUGCGCAUUCCACCACAAGCUGCUGUUGUGCUAAACUCCAAAGAUAAGGUGAGUGGGAGGGUUGUUGUUGUGUUAAUGCUAAACCCUAAGGGUCAUUCAGUGCUGCAGGGAAGUAUAUGUAAAAUUAGAAAUGUGCGAAGGCUAGAAGUGAGCGAGGGGCAGGAAUGUGCAAAAUGCUUUCCAGGUUACAUAGAUGAAUCUGACUGCUGGAGUCAUGAAGACGACGAGAUCAGUCAACAGUAUUACAGACCCAGGAAACUCAAAGACCGUGAUACCAUAUCCAUGAUGUCCCUUGACUCGUGUGACUCCAGGGAACUGACCAACAGAGAAGCAGCUGACAUACGUCGACGUCUCUCUGAAACUGUUAAUGCCCCAAAGACAGGAUUUAAGAGAGACCCAGAUGAUCCAUCAGCAGCAGCAUUGAAAGAACCUUGGCAGGAUAAGGUGGAGCGUAUUCGAGAAAGUUCUCCUUAUGGGCACUUAGCAUCCUGGCGCCUUCGGUCUGUGAUCGUCAAGUGUGGGGAUGACCUAAGACAAGAGUUGCUUGCUUACCAACUUCUCUGUAUGUUCCAGAAAAUUUGGGCAGAAGAAAAAGUGUCUUUGUGGCUUAGACCUUACAAGAUCUUGGUGCUAUCAGAUGACUCGGGCAUGAUUGAACCCAUCGUCAAUACUUGCUCAUUGCAUCAAAUCAAGAAAAACAGCAAGAUGUCCAUGUUAGAAUAUUUCAUCAAAGAGUUUGGAGAUAAGAACUCUGAAGAAUUUCUUACAGCACAGAGGAAGUUUGUGGAGUCUUGUGCUGCCUACUGCCUGGUUUGCUACAUUAUUCAGCUCAAGGAUAGACAUAAUGGAAAUAUUUUGCUGGACAAUGAGGGUCAUAUCAUACACAUAGACUUUGGCUUCAUGCUGUCAUCAUCACCACGUAACUUAGGGUUCGAAUCCUCACCAUUCAAGCUAACACAAGAGUUGGUAGAGGUUAUGGGUGGAGAAAACUCAGACAUGUUUGCUUACUUCAAGAUCCUGCUCUUGCAAGGUCUAAUGGCUACCAGGAAGCAUAGUGAGAAGAUCCUCUCCUUGGUUGAAAUCAUGAGCUCUGGCUCCAAGUUGGCAUGUUUCCGUGCUGGAGCAUCAGUGGUUCCAGCUUUAAAAAGUCGCUUCCAUAUUAACAUGACUGAUGAACAACUCCAGGCUCAUCUGGACUCAUUGGUGUAUAAUGCCAUCAACUCUAUUACAACAAGACUUUAUGAUGGCUUUCAAUACUUCACCAAUGGCAUACUCUAGCCUAGAGAGGCCUGUGCCUUCAUACAAUAUAUAUGAUGCCGGUUCAUCAAGUAGCAUAAAGCAAAAAAACUGUGUAUCCUGGUCCAAGUUUGCGUGUAUCAAAAUGAAAGUCGUUUGGUCUAGGUUGUGUAUAAAAAAAAUCACUAGUGGCCCAUUUCAAGUGAUGACUUACCAGACUGGUGUGACUUGCUGUAAAUGGUAACCAUAUACAGAACUGGUGUGACCUGGGCCAGGUGGUGUUAAGUGGAACAAGUGUAACUUCAACUAGGUCAUGUACAGCAAUCAUUGGGGUAACUCAGUCCAAGAUUUGCAUUUUGACAGGUUUGAUUUGACUGUAAUAAUAACAUAUACCAGAAAUAAUGUGAUCACCUAUCUGUAGUUACAGGAACAGAGAUGUGCCGAUGGUGAUUGGUGAAGAUGGUGUGUGUGUGUGUAUGCACUAGGUCAAAGUUGGUUCCCAGAUUUUCUGGGUUGUUGAAAUUCCUUGUUAAAAUUGAUGGAAGGUUUAAUACUGGUACAUGAAUUAACUCAGAUGAGAGUAUUGGGUCAAGAAUUAAUGAACUGGACUGUGAAGAGAUUAAUUACUGUAGGUGAAUGUGUGCAGAUGUGAAUGUCAAAAAAUUGUAGACAUUAUUUACCAAAGAAAAGACCAAGAAGUGGAGUUCAGGUGGCAGAUAGCAAGAAAUCAUUUUCACCUUAUAAAGUUACACUGUUUAUCUUGGUAUUUUCUCAAGUUCUACAACAUUGAAACAGACAUCAAUUCCAUUAAAAUUUUGUAUUUUCAGAGGACUGUCCAGUCAUUGUCUGGACUUCUGGAAUGUACUCUUUACUGUUUUGUUAAUAUUGUUUGCAGCUCAAAAUAUUAGUCAUGGCUUGUAAUUCAUAAUUUUACCCAUUUCCUGUGGAAUCAAAAUUAUUAAUAUUGGUUUCUUGGUUUGUGCUUUGCAUUUUUAUCCUUUUCCAACUGCAUUCCUGAUCUGGCUGGAGCAUAAGGUUCAGUAUUAUUAGUAGAUGUCCUUCAUAGCUGUCCACGAGUCAUUGUAUUUUUAUAUGAAAGAAUAAUUAAUGUGAAUAUAGAUAGUUUUUUUUUUUUUUUUUAGAAAUUAUUCUAGAAAUAAUUUACAGAAGCUUUAACCACUCACAAAAUCAAGGGUUCAAGGGUUAUUGUCCCUAUAUCAGUGCCAACCAAGUGAGGGGUGUUGGCAGAGAGUUCUCCUCUAUCAGUCUGCCAAACCAGUUUGACACUGAGAUUAACUUUAGUGUCAGCCAAGAUUGCAGCUUUGGUGUUUCAGCAAAGUGAGAAUGUGGCUCAGAGUAACAUUGUUAUUAAUCAAGUGGGUAGGUGGGGGCCACCUUUAUCAUCAAAUUAUGUACCAACAGACUGUUUGUAGUUUCAAAUCAAGUGCUUGUUAAUAUUUGACCAUAUAUCAGUGAAUUGGAAGUUGUGAUACUGGUUCAUUAAUCAGUCAAAUGAGCACUAGUUUACAGAUUCUUGCACAAGUGUCAGUAAAGUCUGGAGUAUAAGUGAGUGUUGAUUAUGAUCCACAUAUCAUUGUCAGUAGUGUGCGUGUAUUGGUGCUAGCUUGUGUAUUUUUACUAUUCAGGUAAGUCUGUGGUUACUUGGCCUUGUGGCACUGAUACUCUUGCCACAUUCUCUGAAGUGCUCACAAAGAGGAAGUUGAAUGAAUGUAUGUACAUUAGUCCACUUACUUUCCUGGCAGCAAAAAAAAAUUACCUUCAUUAUUUUAUAUAUUUAUGCCCUUUUGUACAAUGAAAAAAUGUAAUACAAGUGUUUACUUACUAGGAGUUUUUUUGUAGUCUCACAUUGGAUUAAUGGUGUGUAUACAAGGUGAGACAUGUAGCCUUCCCUGCCUCACCCCUCACAGGUCUCUCAUCUCUGCAUACAGUAUGUCGUCCAUUACUCAUAAAGGAUAGCUAGAUCACUUUUGUAAUACAUCAUGAGGCUCUUGUAUGCCAAUAUAUUAUUAUAAAUGCAAUGCUUUUGAUCCUAUAAGACUUUUUGCUUGUCUUUGUUUCAUUGUAAGUACUGUACAUAGUGAGCAUUGACUGGUUCAGACACCUUGCACACAGCAGUUGCCACAAAACUUGGGGGAGGGGGUUGCAGUAUCUGCAAAGUUCUAUUUUAUUGAUAAGCUUGUGAAUCAGCUAAGUUAAAAUUCAGAAAAUCAUAAUUGAAUGCAGGAUAUGGUUGUGGCAACUCCUAGUUCUGACCUGUUGUCAACAUAUUUUGUUCUCAUAUUCAAUAAACUGUUAAGAAAA